Contarinia nasturtii (swede midge) is the source of this 5966-nucleotide messenger RNA. RefSeq names its product collagen alpha-1(IV) chain (gene Col4a1). Gene Ontology annotation, molecular function: extracellular matrix structural constituent. Bases 283 to 5634 code for a protein of 1783 amino acids. Gene Ontology annotation, cellular component: collagen trimer. Lineage: Eukaryota; Metazoa; Arthropoda; Insecta; Diptera; Cecidomyiidae. The transcript has 54 exons. The record is from RefSeq and is a predicted model, not a curated record.
GACUUGUUACGAUCAGUUGGCUGUGGACUACCGACGGGAUCGGUUGGAAAAUUUAGCCCGUGCUCAAUAAUCGUGGCAUUUUUUUAAACAUAGAAAAAAGAACUUAGAAUUUUUUUCAAUUAAAGUGGCUAAAGUUAAAGUGUUUAGCAUACAGUUGUUUUUUUGCUAAAAAGAUUGUUCCAGCAUAAGUGAUCACGAUCACAGUGAUCAAAUCAAUUUUGACGAGUUUUUGAACGUUUUGUGAAAAGGCCGUCGACGGCCUGGGGUACAAAUCUAUCAAACAUGGAUACCCCAAUUUUUAGAUUGGCAACUAUUUGCCUAUUAAGCUCGAUUCUGAUAAUAGAAACACAUGCGCAAUUUUGGAACGAUGCUGCUCCGUCAGGUGGUGCUAGACUAUGGCCACAACGAUAUAAUGUAGAACCACCAGCUCAACGCAUCGAUAGCAGUUAUGAUAUUGUUGAAAAUCCGAAUGCACCAAAGAAGAAUUGCACGGCUUCCGGAGGGAAUUGUAUUCCAAAAUGUUUCGCUGAAAAAGGAAAUCGCGGUUUUCCAGGCAUCCCUGGAUUGCCGGGUGCAAAAGGCAUACAAGGUUUUAGCGGCAAUGAAGGACUACCAGGCUCUAAAGGUAGCAAGGGUGAAUCUGGUUUAACAGGCCCCCGUGGACCAAAAGGUGAUCGCGGAAAAUCUGGUAUUCCAGGCUUUCCAGGUAUCGGUGGUUUGCCCGGAAUCAUGGGUAAUCCCGGAGCGCCGGGAAUUCCUGGUGUCGAUGGUUGUAAUGGUACCGACGGUUUACCGGGUAUUGCUGGUUUAAAUGGUGUUCCCGGCCCACGCGGAUUCCCUGGUGUUGAGGGUGGCAAAGGAGAAAAAGGUGAACCGGCCGCAUAUCCCGAUAACUACUUGAAAGGACAAAAGGGAGAGCAAGGAUAUGACGGAAUACCAGGUUCAAUCGGAUUGAGUGGUGAGGCAGGACCAAGAGGACCACCCGGAAAUGAUGGACCACGCGGUUAUACAGGACCAAAAGGUGAUACCGGUCCAAAAGGGACACCAGGCUUAUCAUGUGUACACAAUACUGGCCCAAUAGGACCAGUAGGCGAAAAGGGUGAUAAAGGAGAACGAGGAGUAUCUGGAGUUCAUUCAUCAUUAGGAGUACGAGAAUCCACAACAGUUGGUCCAAGAGGCGAACGUGGUGACAUCGGUGAAAAAGGUGACAUUGGUCUUAAAGGUGAUGCCGGUGAAUAUGGAGAAAAAGGAUCGGUUGGUGAUCUUGGUUACAAAGGAGAAAAAGGUCUUCCUGGUCAACCCGGUCCAAGAGGUCGUGAUGGAAACUAUGGACCACCAGGUUUACCCGGCCAAAAAGGAGAUCGUGGUAUCGAAGGUUUGAGAGGAUUGGAUGGAAAACCAGGUUUAAAGGGAGAGCCCGGAAGAUCAGGUUUCCCUGGAUCUUCCGGAUUACCAGGACCACCAGGUCCACCGGGUGGUGGUAAAGGAACCCCAGGUGCACCAGGACCACAAGGACCGCGUGGUUAUCGCGGCUUGCCCGGUCCGAAAGGAUUAGAUGGUUUUCCUGGCGAAAAAGGAGAACGAGGUGCUCCCGGAAAUAAAGGAGGUCUCGGUAUUCCAGGACGUCCCGGUGCAGAAGGAUUCCCCGGUGAUAAAGGAGACAAAGGAAAUAGUGGAGCUAUUGGUCUUCCAGGACCAAUAGGUCCUCGAGGCGCAACCGGUGCUCCAGGUCCAGAAGGUCAAAGAGGAGAGCAAGGAACACCAGGAUUUGGUAUACCAGGUGAAAGAGGAGAUGACGGUAUUCCAGGAUAUCCAGGUUUGAAAGGACAAAAAGGAGAACGUGGUUUUAAAGGAAAUGCUGGAGUUCCAGGUGACUCAAGAGAUGGUAGACCAGGUGUUCCCGGACGGCCAGGUAUAACUGGAGAGAAGGGAGAAGCAGGACGUCCAGGAUUGCCGGGCUCAAAAGGAGACUUAGGAGAAAAAGGUGACAUUGGUGGACGUUGUUCUGAUUGCAGACCUGGAUUCAAAGGCGAUAAAGGUGAACGGGGAUUUGAUGGUAUUCCCGGAGCUACAGGACCCCCUGGAGUUCACGGCGAAAGAGGCUAUCCUGGUGAAGUCGGAGCUGAUGGCUUGCCUGGAUUACAAGGAGUUCCUGGUGCACCUGGUCUUGACGGUACUCCUGGUAGACCAGGUCCUGAAGGACCACGAGGUGAAGACGCUAUUCUGUCCUGGGACUUAUUGAAAACUGAAAAAGGAGACAAAGGUGAACGUGGACCAAUGGGACGUGUUGGACCAAAAGGAAAUGAUGGAGCAAGAGGACCGAGCGGAUUUCCAGGCAUCGCAGGUUUCCCUGGCACAAAAGGUGAUCAAGGUCGUCCUGGUGCACCAGGCUUGGAUGGAGCUCCUGGUCGUUCAGGCAUUCCGGGGAUUCCUGGCGAAAAAGGAUUCAGCACUAAAGGUGAACCCGGUUGGAGUGGUUUACCCGGUGACAAAGGAGACAGAGGAGAAAGAGGACGUGAUGGUGCCAAAGGAGAUCCUGCUCACUGUCCACAAAAUCUAAAGGAAGGAUUCAAAGGACUCAAAGGAGAUAAAGGAGCAAAAGGAGAAGCUGGCUCACAAGGUGUUGAAGGUGAGCGCGGUGAAUACGGUGACACUGGCGUACCUGGACAGAAAGGAGAAUUGGGAUCACCCGGUUUGCCAGGCCCAGUUGGACCAAGAGGUUUGCAAGGACAACGAGGAGAAAAAGGAAAUGAGGGACCAAUUGGUUUCCCCGGAACACCUGGAAAAGAUGGUUUGAGAGGUAUACCAGGACGUCCAGGAGAUAAAGGAUUUAAAGGUGAACAAGGUCUUUCAAUGGUUGGACCAAUGGGACCAAAAGGUAGCAUUGGUUUCCGUGGAGCUAAGGGCGAACGUGGUAUUCCAGGCGAAAGAGGUUUAGAUGGUCUACCAGGAGAAGUUGGAUAUCCCGGUGCUAAAGGAGACACAGGAUUGUCUGGAGCGCCAGGAUUGCCAGGCUACUCUGGUCAAAAAGGUGACACUGGACCAAAAGGACCUCAAGGUAUGUCGGGACCGCCUGGCAGACCCGGUAUUGAUGGAAUAAGAGGACAACCUGGAUUGAAAGGAGAGCCCGGUGACCUCGGUAUAAUUGGUAUGCCAGGCAAAAAAGGUGAUCGCGGUUUUCCUGGACCUGAUUGCGUUAAAGGUAUUCAAGGUCCAAAAGGAGUGCCUGGCUUGAGAGGUGAACCAGGUAUGCAAGGUUUUCAAGGAUUAAAAGGACAAAAGGGAGAACUUGGAUUGCCCGGCCCAGAUGGACCACAAGGUCUUCAAGGACCACCGGGUUUGAUUGGCCCAGUUGGUUUGAAAGGAAAUCAUGGACCCAUCGGCUUCCCCGGAUUAGAUGGCAUUCCCGGACGAGAUGGUGAAAAGGGAGAUAGUGGUUUUCCAGGUCCUAUCGGUCCAAAAGGAGAACCUGGAAGCGUUUCAGAAAAAGGUCAAAAAGGAGAGCACGGAGUACCUGGAUUAAGAGGCGAAGAUGGUCUUGAUGGAUUACCAGGUCCAAUUGGAGAAAAAGGAGACGCCGGUAUACCCGGAUAUGGUAGAGCAGGUCCAGUUGGUCAAAAGGGAGAACCAGGGGUCGAUGGAAAAGACGGUGCACCAGGCUUGCAAGGAAUUAAAGGUGAUCGCGGUCCAAUUGGAUUGAGAGGUUUGAAGGGAGACAAAGGAGCUCUUGGUCGGCCCGGCAUUCCCGGCUCACCAGGUAUGGAUGGAUUACAAGGUGAAAUCGGUCCACAAGGUCCAAGAGGUUACGAUGGAUUGCCCGGAAUGAAAGGAGAUCGAGGAUCGCCUGGUUAUGAAGGACUUAAGGGUGACAAAGGAGACCAAGGAAGAACAGGUCUAAGAGGUUUGUCCGGUUUGAAGGGAGAUCGCGGUUUACCGGGAUCGCCAGGAGAAGUCGGACAAUUGGUUCAGAUCAAGGGUAUUCAAGGACAAAAAGGAGAACAAGGUUUAACUGGCUUAACAGGUUUGAAUGGAGAAAAAGGUGAUCGUGGUGCACCAGGGUUCGAUGGAUUGCAAGGAGAAAGAGGGGAACCAGGUCCACCGGGUCCUCGUGGUUUAGAUGGUUUCCCAGGUCAAAAAGGAGAUCGUGGACUACCUGGCGAUGUAGGUGAAAUUGGACCAGUCGUGAAAGGAGAAAAAGGUUUGCCUGGUUUGCAUGGAAAACAUGGCCGCGAAGGACCAAUUGGUUUGUCAGGACCAAAAGGUGAUAAAGGAUUAUCGGGAUUGCCUGGACCACAAGGUCUUAGAGGUCUUCCGGGCCCAAUUGGAUUAAGAGGAGAAAAGGGAGAUCGUGGUUUGUCUGGAGCACCAGGUUCAAAUGGAUUUGAUGGUCGACCGGGAGCACCGGGCCCAGUUGGUGAACGCGGUUUUACUGGAGAAAAAGGAGACAUUGGUUUCCCUGGACUGCCUGGUCAACCCGGUGAGAAAGGAGAUAGAGGACAUCCGGGCGCACCUGGAUUGGGUGGACUCCCUGGUAGUAAAGGAGAUAUUGGUUUACCGGGAGUCGAGGGACGAGUUGGAGAUCAAGGUUUUCCUGGAGAAAAAGGUUUGCCAGGCCCAAGAGGUCGUGAUGGUCGUGAUGGUUUACUUGGUUUUAAAGGAGACAAAGGAGAACCUGGAUUGAUUUCACCACCUGGUCCACCGGGCACUCCGGGAUUAAAUGGAAGAGAUGGACAAAAGGGAGACCGCGGAUUUCCAGGCCAAAAAGGAGACGAGGGACCAAUUGGUAUUCGUGGUGAGCCCGGAUUGCCAGGCUUGCAAGGACCACGAGGACCGCCCGGAGCACCAGGCUUCAGAGGUGAAAUUGGUUUGGUUGGAGCACCAGGUUUUGAUGGACGCCCAGGAUCGAUUGGACCCAAAGGGGAUGCCGGUCGCGAUUGUUCACACUCACCAGAUUACUAUAGUGGUAUUUUAUUGGUUAAGCACAGUCAAAGCACCGAAGUUCCACGCUGUGAUGAUGGACAAACUCAAUUAUGGGACGGUUAUUCAUUGUUAUAUGUUGAUGGCAAUGAUUAUGCACACAAUCAAGAUUUAGGAUCGCCUGGUUCAUGUGUACGACGAUUCUCAACAUUGCCCGCAUUAUCAUGUGGUGUAAACAAUGUAUGUAAUUAUGCAUCACGUAAUGAUCGAUCAUUCUGGUUGUCAACUACAGCACCAAUUCCAAUGAUGCCAGUCAUCGAACAAGAAAUGGAAAAAUACAUUUCACGUUGUGUUGUUUGCGAAAUUCCACAAAAUGUCAUCACACUUCACAGUCAAACGAUUCAAGUUCCAGACUGUCCAUACGGUUGGGAAGGCCUAUGGCAAGGUUACAGUUUCCUUAUGCACACUGCCGUUGCAAAUGGUGGUGGUGGUCAAGCGCUAUCAGGAACUGGAUCAUGUCUGCAAGAUUUCCGUACCAAUCCGUUCAUCGAAUGUAACGGUGGAAAGGGACAUUGUCAUUUCUAUGAAACAAUGACCAGUUUCUGGUUGGUUACACUAGACUCAACUGCACAAUUUACAAAGCCAUUGCAAGAAACUAUCAAAUCUGGUAGCUUCUAUUCCAGAUUGUCCAGAUGUCAAGUCUGCAUAAAGAAAUAGAAAAUGCGGCUUUUAAAUUUGAAGAAAAAACGAAAUUUAUUUUAGAAAUUCAACUUUUUUUGUUGUUGUUUUAUACGAUUAAAACAAUCUACCUACAGAAUGAGCCAAAAAUUAAACAGUUUUCUAUAAAAUAGAUGUCGUAUUUCCAAUUUUUCCCCCCGCUUAUGAAAUAAAAGAAGAACGAAAUGUUUGUCAAUGUAAAAUUUAUUUGAUUAGCAAUAUAGAAUAGAGAAAUGAACAAAGAGUUGAAAAUGAAAAUCAUUCAGCUCUAAAUAGCUCAAAAGUACCCAACUAACACACACACACACACACAUACACACACUUUAUAUAUA